AUAAAGCGUUAUGCUUGUCGUGCGCAUCUGGUAGGGUAUUUUCGUUUGAGCACCAUAAGGUCUUAUUAGUUCUGUUUCUAAGGAUGCGCUAUAUUGGUGUCAUUGUUCUCUUGUUGUGCCUUGAGAUGAGUCUCUUUGUGUUCUCUUGGUGUGCCUUGAGAUUGAGUUAUCUGUGUGGUGUUCUUCCCCAGUAUUGGGGACGCAGGCUUGGGACUCUGCUGGAGUCAAGUCUGAGUUGUAGGCUUGGUAGUUGACUAUUGCCCGUGGCGUUGGGUUGGCGUUGUGAGGCCUGAUUGACUAUGGCACUGAGAUUAAGGUGUGCUAUAGCCCUUUGAAUGUAAUCUGUAAUUGCUAUUGAUAUUUAUUCAUAAUGUAUGCCUCAUAAUAUCAUAUAUAUCAUUAACUCAUUAAACCUUUGUUGUUAUAUGCAAUAUUGUUAUUCCCUAGUAUACGUUAAUAUUUGGUUUAUUCGUUCCUAGAUAUGUAUUGCAUAAAUUGAUUACUAGACUGUUAGGGGUGCCCAGGCAGACGAGCCAAGGCUAAAUUAUAACCCCGGCAUAAAGCUAAUAAACACUGCUCAGGUGGGGAGCCCGGCGGAGUACAUCAUACCCUAGAUGAGUGCGAGGACAAAACCCACCUGACAGAAAUGGGGGCUCUGGGAAACAAUAUGUAAAUGUCAACUUUGUGAUCUCUGUGUCCUUGAUUUGACCGCUAGGGCCAGUAUAAAAUGCAGAUACAUAAUGGAUAUGUUUUGUAUAUUUUAAAGUGAUCAGUAAAUACAUUUAUGAUGUUAAAGCGGUAUGCUGUUGUGCAGCACUAAAUAGAUUAGACGAGCAUUCGGUGUAUUUUGCGUAAUGGGAUUGGUUCACAAUGUGUAUCGAGAAACUUAGAGUGUGUAGUUACUCUUUGAAACUAUUGUAACCUGUUCUUUUAUUUAUUGUCACCAACGCCUGAAUCCUCUGACUCUGAGCGGCAACGUGUGAGUGGAUCGAGUGCCUGUCGACGGGAUCGACCUGAAACUGUGUGUCUUGCUGGCUGGUGUACCGGAACCGUCCUGAAGUUAGAACCGUUGGUCUGCUCCAGUGGCCUUGGUUGUCUGUGGCUUUUCUCUUCUGCGGAGCCUGGAGUGAGGCGAUUUUCUUCCGACGCGGGAUACUGAGCAGAUAAGUCCUUGGCCCUGUUUUUGUCGAUGCGCCCGUGAUUUCAGUUAGCCCGUUGUAAUUAAGAAAUAAUAUAUAUUUUUUUUCCUUUUUAUCUCUAUGAUCUAACUUUGGUUUUUGUUAGCGAUAGUUAGACUGUAAGUAUUAUUUAAUAGUCUGUGUGAUGGAGACGAGGUUGACUCUAACCGCCCAGUUCAUCAGUGACGGCCGUGCUCUCGGGUAUGAUGGUGAGAGGUUGGAGAGGUAUGUGGCAGAGCAGAAGGUUGAAUACGAGAGAGCCAAGAAGGAGGAGUUUGAACGAGAGACGGCUAGGCUUGAGCGAGAGGAGAGAUUAAAGAAAGAGGCGAAGGCGGAGGAAGAGAGGUUGAGAAGAGAGGCGAAGGCGGAUGAGGCUGCCAGACAUGAACGGGAGGAGAAGGCCAGGCGUGAGGAACACGAGAGGUGGAAGGAGAGAGAUGCUAGAGAGGAGCUCAAGAGAAAAGAUGAACUGGAGUUGGCACGGCUUAAAGAGAAGUCGGCGCCAGAGGCAGGUGCAGUGGUAGGUCAGGCAGUUGAGGUGCGACAAAAGAAUGUCUUGGACAGGCUAGACAAGAACUUCCAAGGCAUGAAGGAAGAGGACGAUCUUCUGGCGUACUUAACGCACUUCGAGGCCGUAGCAGCAAGGUGUAAGAUUGAGAGUAAAGAGUGGGCCCUACUGUUGUCCUACAAACUGACGACACCUCUCAAAAACUUUAUGUUGAGGGACAGUCUGUUCCUUAGCGACAAGUAUGAGGAUGUCAAAACGGCACUUCUCCGCCACGCAGACAUCAAUGCGGAGACAUGCCGCAAAAGGUUCCACCGGGUCAAACCACGGCAGAAUGACUUCCGUGGGUAUGUGACUGAGUUGAGGGCCGCACUGGACAACUGGUGCAAAAUGGCCGAGGUAGGUAAGACAGUAGAAGAGAUCAAAGAUCUUUUCAUUAAAAAUAGGAUACUAGAAAGCGUAUUAAAUGAGGUGUACAGGCAGCUCGUGUUAAACAAACUCAGCACAGUAGAAAAUAUGUUGGAGGUGAUUGAAUGUUUCAAGGUUGCUGGGUCUGAGGUAGCAAUAAGAAAGGAAGAAACUGUGUAUGUGGCAGCAGCAUGUUGUGAGCCUGUGAUAAAGCAGAGUCCAGUGGUUAAAAGGAAGGUAAUUGUUUGUUUUCGGUGUGGUGAGCAAGGUCAUAAAUCAGCUGAGUGCCCUAAUGAAUUUGUUGCCCAAAAUAAUGAGACUGGUGUUGAGGAUGUAAAUCCCAAUGAUAGUAUUAAUGACCAAGACCAGCGAUCUAGACAUAGAUGACUAGAGAGUCGUCGCGAUUCGGAAGGUCGCCGUAGGUAUAAGUUAAUGCCGGAUCGUUAUACAGUUACUAUUAGGAAUUUGCCAUUCAAUGUUAACUGGCAAAAGCUUAAGGAUAGGUUUAGGGACUUUGGUUUGUUUGGUUUUGUGGAGGUUUUAGAGGCAAAUGGGAAGUCCAUGGGUGUUGGACAUGUAAGGUUUAAGAACUUAGCAGACGUUGCUAAGGCCGUUAGAUAUUUGGACAGGUCGAAAUUUGGUAGUAGAAGUAUUGUGGUAGUCCCUCAUCGCGUGAGCUCGAGAGGUUGACGUGAUGAUUAAGUUAGUAAUUUGGUCGCAUCGGUAAAUUUUGCGGUCGUGGUUUGCUAGGUUAGCACACACAUGAAAGUAUUGCGUUACUAGUUGGUUGAGUCAUUGGUAGGAGAGUAAAAUGUAAAUGAUGAAGCUCAUGUAAUAGAGCAUAUACCAUCGUAAAAGUACAAUCUUAUCCUAUUUGAAUUUAGCAAUUGGAUCUGGGUUACAAAUCUAGUUGCAUUUUCUGUCGUAUAGGAUGAAGAUCAUUAAUGACAUGCUUAAUUGUACCACGGGUGGUAUAAUAGUAGCAUUUUCUUGUUCAACUGUUUUUUUAAAGAUAUCCAAGUUAAAGGAAGGUUUAAGGCUUAAAGUGGUCUAGAGGGUUGAAAAAAUUAAUACCUGUAAUUAUUAAUCGCGACGGCGGUUUUGUACAGUAGGUUCGUCAGGGUACGCGGAGUUGUUCUAUGUUACUGAUCUAUUGGGUCAGGGUCGGUCUGUUAAGGUGCACUGGAAUCAUGAGUGCGCGGAGGCUUUGAGCAGGGUGCAGGCGUAUCUGUGUAGGUACCCCAUUCUUCGUUUGCCUGAUCCUUCAUUGCCAUUUUUUCUUCAGACCGAUGCGUCGAACAAAGGAAUCUCCGGUAUACUGAGUCAGUGCGUGAAAGGUGUUCUGCAUCCCGUCAAGUAUGUGAGUCGCAAGUUGUUGCCUCGGGAGCAGAGGUAUUCCAUCAUCGAGAGAGAAGGCUUGGCUAUUGUAUUUGCCAUUAGAAAACUGGACAGAUACCUUAGGGGAACGACGUUUCAUCUUCAGACAGACCACAAGGCCUUGGCUUACCUCCGGAGCACGAACUUUACGAACCACCGUGUUACGAGGUGGGCGCUGAUGCUCCAGGACUACAAUUUCGACGUGUGUCACAUAAAAGGAGAGGACAAUAUACUUGCAGACUUGUGCUCAAGACUGGUGUGAUUCGCACAAAAAGACUAUUUUAUUAUAGCUAUUGCUUGAUAUGUAUGAAUAUGUGUGUAAUAUGUACUGCUUGUUGUUAUUAUGCAUUGUAAUGUUAUACUAGUUUUAUGAUGGAUGUUGUUGUUUGCGACAUCAUCUAUUUGAAUAAUUCUGUAAUUUUGACUUUAUGAAGGUUGUAUUCUUCGGCUUCAAUGUUGGGCAAUGUUUCCUAAUUUCUUUUGCUGUCUAUUUACUUUUUACAGUUUUUAAUUUUUUUUUGAAGACUGGACUUGUCUUCGCAAGAUCCAGUUAGAGGGAGAGGGGGGAUGUCGUGCGCAUCUGGUAGGGUAUUUUCGUUUGAGCACCAUAAGGUCUUAUUAGUUCUGUUUCUAAGGAUGCGCUAUAUUGGUGUCAUUGUUCUCUUGUUGUGCCUUGAGAUGAGUCUCUUUGUGUUCUCUUGGUGUGCCUUGAGAUUGAGUUAUCUGUGUGGUGUUCUUCCCCAGUAUUGGGGACGCAGGCUUGGGACUCUGCUGGAGUCAAGUCUGAGUUGUAGGCUUGGUAGUUGACUAUUGCCCGUGGCGUUGGGUUGGCGUUGUGAGGCCUGAUUGACUAUGGCACUGAGAUUAAGGUGUGCUAUAGCCCUUUGAAUGUAAUCUGUAAUUGCUAUUGAUAUUUAUUCAUAAUGUAUGCCUCAUAAUAUCAUAUAUAUCAUUAACUCAUUAAACCUUUGUUGUUAUA
This is a messenger RNA of Biomphalaria glabrata, 4447 nucleotides long. RefSeq lists its product as uncharacterized. Gene Ontology annotation, molecular function: nucleic acid binding; zinc ion binding. The transcript is spliced from 3 exons. The coding region runs from base 1324 to 2478 and encodes 384 amino acids. The record is from RefSeq and is a predicted model, not a curated record. Lineage: Eukaryota; Metazoa; Mollusca; Gastropoda; Planorbidae.